Messenger RNA from Durusdinium trenchii, 449 nucleotides. The record is from the annotation of a GenBank genome assembly. Lineage: Eukaryota; Dinophyceae; Suessiales; Symbiodiniaceae.
ACUUCCACCGGAACCGGUUCUCACUCGACUCGCCGACCUCUCUCUGUGCGGAUCCAACCCGUCUCUGCCGGACCGGUGGUGACGCAGAAGUACUGGGCGCAGUCUGGAAAGCAUGACUGAGCUGCGUGGGCAGGUGGAAGCGAUCUUCGAGGCGAAACUGGGACAUGGCGAGUGCCACGAUGGCGGUGGCGGGACAUGGCUGGAGCGGCAAAGCUACAUCGAAAUUCUUCAAGAUAUUGGUAGCACACUGGAGGAGGCCCAUGCCAUUCUGCAGGACUACCCGCAAAACUCAUGGCUUCGUGUGAAAGACUUCUUGGAUAUCCUCUUCACCUCAGAGGUCCAAAAAGCUGAAGAAAGCAUGCAAGAAAGGAACCAGCCAGGGGCAAGCGCUGCAUUGGAGGUACACAAAAUCGACACCAUCGUGACAGAAGGGAGUGAUGUGAAGAAGC